GCCAUGACAAGUGACAACAUUUCAAAGGAUUUGCUUAGUUGGUAACUAUCUAGAGUAUUUUACCUUUGGCUAAGAGGUAAUAUACUAGAAUUUCUAUUCACAACUUUAUCUCAUCAGUGAUUACAGAGAAGUUGAAAAUAUGUUUGGACCCAGCGAUACCUCCCUGGGUAGAUGACUGAUGCUUUUCCUGGGUGAUAGGAAUGUGAGGAAAGCAAGCAUUAGUAAUGGAAGACUUUAAUUCAUCUGUCGACAUGUCAACCAAGAAUCCAAAAACAGCACAUAAAGCUAGAAGCCUAUUGGAUGUAUACUCACGGCUGUUCAGGAAUCAAUUCAUGAUCCUGUCCAUGAACUCCAGCUUUGUGGAUCCCUUACUGCAGUUUGAAUCUCAGUUGAAGAAAAUAGAGUCAUCCUUUAGAAUGCUAGUUGCCAUGCCAAGUCUUGACAAAGUAAAAGAAAUGGGGAGCAGCAAUGAGGAGAUUGAGGACCUGGAGAAUUUAUACCAAAGUAUUUUAAAUAUAUUUGAGAGCAGUCUUGUAAACUUAGUAUCUACAGACUUCUACAAACUACAGAUCUUAAAGGAAAUACUCGUGUGGAUGAGUGAAGAUAGCUCAUACCUGCAAGAGAGAAUAAUGAUGAUCAUCAACAGGGUGUUAAGAUUUGCAGCCAUGAAAGCCAGGGGGCAUACAAGUGUUGAUGCUCCAUGUUUGGGUGUCCUGGCAGCAGAGCUGUCUCUUUUGUGUUCCCAUGAUGAUUCCUCGAUUGUACAACAAGCAUCAUUGGGAAUGUGUCACCUCUUUGACAUUGCAAAGUAUCAGCAUGCGGAUAUUGGAAAAAGUAACCCUACAGACAGUAAAAGUCAUAGCCUCCUGUUUUCUUCUGAUGUAAAAUUUCUUGCCAAGAAGUUUCGACAAGACAAACAUAAAAUUGCUCAGACCAUAGGACAAUCCUUACUGCCUUCCUUGCUGACUGACUUUGUGCGGAGUCUCCUGAUGAAACUCUCUUCACCUGAUGAUAAAAUCGCAACUGAGGCAGCAUCCAUACUGACACUGACUCUGACAUUUCAUUCUGAGAAGGUCACCAUGGUGUCUAAGAUCGUGGAUGCUAUUUAUAAGCAAUUACGUGAAAACCGUUUUCACAAUAUGAAGUGUGCUAUGUUGCGGGUUAUCACUUUGUUGACACGUACUUCACCCAAGAAGGUCAUCUUUCAACUUAUGGACUACCCAGUUCCAGCAGAUGACACUCUGAUGGAGAUGUGGCAGGCGGCAGGUGCUGAGGCCACCCCGGCCCCUCACAUACUGAAGACAAUCUUACUGAUACUGAAAGGAAAGCCUAGGGAAGUGGAGGACAGCCUAACAGAAAAAAAACGUUUCUCUCUUGAUGCUACCAACAUGAUGCCUUUGGCGGCAUCCCAGGCCCUAUGCACCUUUCUGCCUCUUGGUUCCUACAAGAAAGCGGUGGCCCAGUUUUUCCCCCAGCUCUUGAUGGCCCUUAUCUUCCAAGUCUUCUACAGCAGUGAGCUGAGACUGAUGUCCACGGACAGAACUUUAUAUGCCCAGGAUGCCCUGAGAGUUCUGCUGAAUUGUUCUGGACUACAACAGGUGGAUAUCACUCUAAUGAAAAAUGGUUUCUGGAACCAACUAUCUGAAGAGCCGCAUCACCAUUAUAGAGUAUACCUUCUUGCAAAAACUCUCAGUGACUAUAACUUUCCACAGUUUCCGGAGACAAUGUGUUAUCUCUAUAAGCUCUCAGUAGAAGGUCCUAGAAGGUCGGAAGACAGUAUCAUCGUAGUAAUAUUCCUCACUGAACUUCUGAAUAACUUCUUCAAGGAACCUUUCCCAGAAGUAGUUUUGGUCCUCUUCAGAAACUGGGUCCAUGAUUCCAAUCCUGUAGUUAGCAAACUAAGCCUUCGGAGAAUUGCCUACAUGUCACCAGUCAAUGAGAUAGAAAAUGUCAGCAGUUUAUUAAUAGCCAUCCUGGAUGCCUUCCUUUCCAAAGAUGAGACUGUUGUACUUCAGGCCUUGCUCACCCUUAGAGCACUUUUACCCAGACUGGACAAAGUGAUCUACUCCUCUUUGUGUACCAGAAUUGCUUCCAGCUACUGUCCUCUCAUGAAUAAUAUUAGUAGACGCAUUCGAAGUAUGGCAAUUCAACAUUUUGGUGAGUUACUUAGGGAAAUGAGUCAGUACAUGUGGAUGCUGAGUGAUGUGGUUCUAGGAGGCUUAGUGCCCCUAGUCCUCUUUUUGGAGGAUGACGAAGAAAGAGUAGCUAACGCAUGUAAACAUACAUUAAAAAUAUGUACCUUACAAUUAAAGUGGUCAACAUCAUAUUUGCUCAAAGAUGAAAAUUACAGUUUUGAGAUGGUGGUGCUCAAUAUCUGUAACAAUCUUAUUAUUUCUCAUAGGAACUACAUUAGAGAUUUGAUAUCUGAUACCUCAGAAUUCCUGUGGAGCUCCAGAACAUAUCUUAAGAGAGCAUCGGUUAUUUUAGUAGGAUAUUUGGCAAAAUCAGGUGGUCAUUUACUGCUUAGAGAUGAAAUUCAAGUCAUGCUUAAUGCUACUGAACGACUGCUCCAAGAUGAAGACCCUGUGAUCAAAGAGUUGGCUAAAAUAACCCACAAUAUUUUUAAGAAAAUAGCCCAUAAACUGACCUCUGCAACUCUUAAAGAAAACUUCCAAAAAUUGUUGAAAUUCUUCUACAUCAAAAAAUUGAAGACUCUUUAUAAUUAUAACUCACCCAAUGGCCAGAUAGACAGUCCUACAGACAGUGAAUAUAUCAAGAAUGAUAAGGAAGGCCAUAGAGAAGAGAAUGAUGAUGACAUUUUGGUAAACAAUCAAAAGUUCAACAAUGUCUUGGAGCCGAUCUCAGAAUAAAAAUGAUUUUUCUUUCCCUCCUGACAACCUGAGUCUGUUUGUAGAUGCUUUUCUGAAAAAUGCUGGAGGCAUUUACUGUCUCUUCUUAAUUCUCUAUUCAAAUAUAGAAAUCUGAGAAACGUAGUGCCUUUCUAUGUCUGACAGUGAUCAGAAGCCCUAUUUCAUCAAACCCACUAAGACAAUUGAAAAUAACACAAUCAAAAAGAAGAAGCUCUUGGUACUUGAUUCUGUCAGUAAGCAUCUACUGAGCACUUUCUAAGUGCCAGAUACUGUGCUAGGCAGUGGGGACAUUUGGCUAAUAUAGACAAGGUUCCUGACCUCACGAUGGCCAUAGUCUAGUAACACAUAGUGUGGUCAU
This is a messenger RNA of Callithrix jacchus (white-tufted-ear marmoset), 3228 nucleotides long. It is a transcript of the gene MROH9, whose product is annotated as maestro heat like repeat family member 9. Lineage: Eukaryota; Metazoa; Chordata; Mammalia; Primates; Cebidae. The record is from RefSeq and is a predicted model, not a curated record. Gene Ontology annotation, cellular component: cytoplasm.